AUGAAUUUCGAUGCUGGAGGUCCAUCAUAUUUAUCAUCAUCUUCAUCUUCGGAUGAUGAUAAUUUUCUGUCCAAUAUCAUUGCAGAGAUUGAUGAAACCGAAGAAGUAAUUUGUGAGUACAUCAACAACAACAUGAUCCUCGUUAACAAGUUACGUCAACAAAACUACCAACCGAUCCAUGGUGGCUCGAUUCCCGGUCAUGCAGUGAUCAACCACGAUCGAGAAAAUGCGCAUCAGAAUUUGAUCAUAGAUUAUAUUGCCGAUAAUCCACGUUUUGGAGAAGAUAUGUUUCGUCGUCGAUAUCGGAUGUCAAGAAGUUUGUUCAUUCGUAUUGUUGAUGCAGUGAAAGAUCAUGACUAUUACUUCCAACAACGAAGUGAUGGACUUGGUAGAAUGAGAUUAUCACCAUUACAGAAAGUAACAGCUGUUUUUCGCAUGUUGGCAUACGGUCUACCAGCUGAUGCUACGGACGAAUACGUUAAAAUAGGUAAGUCAACAGCAAUUGAAAGUAUGACAAAAUUUUAUCGUGCUAUGGUGGAAAUAUUCGCAGAGCGGUAUCUACGAACACCUAACGCUAACGAUAUUGCUAGGCUACUCUAUAUUGGACGUGGUGGGUCACCAACUAUUAUCCUUGAAGUUGUGGCAGAUUAUGAUCUUUGGAUAUGGCACGCAUAUUUCGGUAUGCCAUGCACCAAUAAUGAUAUCAAUGUGCUGGAGUCAUCUAAUCUUUUCUCUAAUCUAGCUCAAGGUAUUGCUCCUCCCGCUCACUAUGUUAUUCAAGGAAAAGAGUAUAAUAUGGGUUAUUAUUUAGCUGAUGGUAUAUAUCCAAAAUGGGCUACUAUUGUACAAACAAUCCAACAGCCACAAGGUAGGAAGAAAAAAUAUUUUGCCAUGAAACAGGAAACAUGUAGAAAAGAUGUAGAACAUGCGUUCGGAGUUCUCCAAUCACGAUUUGCAAUUGUGACAGGAUCAACACGUUUUUUGAAAAAAACAUGUAUUACAUGA
Messenger RNA from Asparagus officinalis (garden asparagus), 1005 nucleotides. RefSeq lists its product as uncharacterized. The record is from RefSeq and is a predicted model, not a curated record. The transcript has 2 exons. NCBI's taxonomy places the organism in Eukaryota, Viridiplantae, Streptophyta, Magnoliopsida, Asparagales, Asparagaceae. The coding region runs from base 1 to 1005 and encodes 334 amino acids.